Fomitopsis serialis is the source of this 618-nucleotide messenger RNA. Its product is annotated as peroxiredoxin Q. Lineage: Eukaryota; Fungi; Basidiomycota; Agaricomycetes; Polyporales; Fomitopsidaceae. Gene Ontology annotation, cellular component: cytoplasm. The transcript has 6 exons. Bases 1 to 618 code for a protein of 205 amino acids. The record is from RefSeq and is a predicted model, not a curated record. Gene Ontology annotation, molecular function: thioredoxin peroxidase activity. Gene Ontology annotation, biological process: cell redox homeostasis; cellular response to oxidative stress.
AUGUCUCCGAGUCAUUCCCUCAUUGGCAAGCCUGCGCCUCCCCUCACAUUGCCCAAUCACGAUGGUGAGACCUACACCUUGACCCCUGGUGCAAAUGGGGUGCCUAUUUCUCUAUUCUUUUACCCUGAAUCCGGGUCGUUCGGUUGCACCAAGGAAGCAUGCAAUUUCCGAGAUGCUCUUGCCGCCAAGGAACUCUAUAAAAGAACAAAGGUGGAAAUUGUUGGUGUGAGCAAGGACCCCGUUGAGAAACAGAAGGCUUUCGUGGAGAAGCAGAAGUUGACGUACCCUGUUCUGAGCGAUGCGAAUGGGGAGGCACGGAAGGCGUACCACGUAGGAAAGGGCCUCAUGGGUCUCACGGAUGCGCGCGUCACUUUCUUCAUCGACUCCAAGGGGAUCGUCCGACCGACCAUCAAUUACGGCGCGCAUGAGAAGUUCGUCACGAAGUGGCUCGAUAAGCUUGAUGCGGAGGAGAAGCAGAGCGAAGCAGCUCCUAUUCCAGCAUCUGCGGCUGAGGACGAAGCCACCGAAGCGCAGCCCACGGCUUGGUCUGGAAGCUUCGACACAUUCGAAAUGGAGGCGUUCCCGCGGAUCAACAUAGGUAGUGGUGGGAAAGGCUGA